This is a messenger RNA of Triticum aestivum (bread wheat), 1254 nucleotides long. RefSeq names its product chloroplast envelope quinone oxidoreductase homolog. Lineage: Eukaryota; Viridiplantae; Streptophyta; Magnoliopsida; Poales; Poaceae. Bases 96 to 1118 code for a protein of 340 amino acids. The transcript has 4 exons. The record is from RefSeq and is a predicted model, not a curated record. Gene Ontology annotation, molecular function: oxidoreductase activity.
AUCUCCGGCCAAGCACCAGCUCUUACGACGAGUGAGGAGUCAACGAUACUUGCGACGCUAGCUUCCCCUCCGUUUGCUCUGUUGUUUCCCGGCCCAUGGCCACCCCAGCUGCGACGCCGCCGGCGAAGAUGCGGGCGGUGCUGUACGACGCCUGCGGCGGAGGCUCCGCCGGCCUCAAGCAUGUGGAAGUCCCCGUCCCUUCAGCGAAGAAGAAUGAGGUCCUGUUGAAAGUAGAAGCUGCAGCCAUCAAUCCACUUGACUGCAAGAUACAGAAAGGGGACUUGCGGCCUCUGCUGCCUCGUAGACUGCCUUUUAUCCCAGUGACAGAUGUUGCAGGAGUAGUUGUGGGUGUCGGUCUUGGAGUGGAAGGUCUCAUAGUGGGGGAUCAAGUUGUGGCCAUGUUGAAGUCUCUUAACGGAGGCGGCCUCGCAGAGUACGCUGUUGCAUCCGCAAACCUGACUGUGAGAAGGCCACCGGAGGUUUGUGCGGCGGAGGGUGCCGGGCUUCCCAUUGCCGCAGGCACUGCGCUCCAGGCGCUGAGGUCCAUUGGUGCCAAGUUUCACCUCGACGGCGCCGGCAGCAAGCCUUUAAACGUGUUGAUCACCGCAGCCUCCGGCGGCGUAGGCCUGUACGCGGUGCAGCUUGCGAAGCUGGCCAACCUCCAUGUCACCGCCACCUGUGGCGCCCGCAACAUGGAUCUUGUCAAGGGCUUGGGCGCGGACGAGGUGAUGGACUACAGGACCCCGGAGGGGGCUAGCCUGCUGAGCCCGUCCGGCGCCAAGUACGAUGGCGUGGUUCACUGCACCGUCGGCGUCAGCUGGUCGUCAUUCCGGCCGUUGCUGAGCGACGCCGGGGGGAGAGUGAUAGACAUCACCCCAAACUUGUGGGCCAUCCUCAGAUAUAUCCUGCACGGGGUGACAUUCUCCAAGAAGCGCCUCGUGCCCCUGCUCGUGUCGCCCAACAAGGCAGACCUGGAGUUCUUGGUCGCCUUGCUCAGGGACGGCAAGCUCAAGACGGUGAUCGACUCGAGGUUCCCGUUGGGCGACGCGGGCAAGGCGUGGCAGACCAGUAUCGAAGGCCACGCGACUGGCAAGAUUGUCGUCGACACACAGAGCUAACCGUCCUCACUUCAUGCUACUAUUACUGUAUAUACAUAAGCGAAGAGGCGUAGCGAAGACGACCAAAACAGUGAGCCAUCAGUUUUUCACAUGCAUUUCAGCCAACACUUUGUGUGCAUAAAUAAAAUCUGAACUA